AAAAGCAGUAAUUAACUAUCGUAUUCAUUGUUUCAAAGUAUUAUCAAUAUUUCGUGAUUAUAUGCAUCGUAUUAGAAAUUAUAGAGCGCUGAAAAGUAAACUAUGCUAUCGAAUAGUCAUAAUAGUGGUAUAGGCAAGUAGAAUGAAAGCACUAGGAGACUAUGAGAACAAAUUCCUAAAUAGUAGAGAACGCACUAUGGUUGCUUGUGGUAUCGAAUUGAUUCCCUAGUUAUUGAGCUUUGAUUUUGAUUAGUUGGCGUGACUCAACUGGAUUUAUGUCCAGUUGAUUUAGUAGUCCCCUAGGUGAGAUCUGACGGGAUACUUUUGUCAUUGGGCGUCGGGCGGCCGAUACCGCCCCUUGACCGAGGUGUUACCAUGCAGGCCUUGCAAACCCCAAUAUGAGCUCAUACUUUGCCAUGGGCACCGGGUGGUCGAUAACGCCCUUGGCUGUGUCACUGCCAUGAAUAGAAAAAAAAUCCACUACUUUUGAAUAUACUUCGAGGGAUUAGUAGUUGAAAGAGAAAUCAUGAGUAAAUAUAAGUGUUUAGUAAUUAUAAGUGUUUAGACAGAUAAGUAGCUUCGUUAUUGUUGUGCUAUGUCGUCGUCUAUCUCCUUGUUUUAUGAAUCUAAUUGUUAUAAGUUCAUUGAUUACUGACGUAUAUCUGUUUGUUGUUGUUUGUUCAUGACUCUCUAUGAUGUUCCUGCUAUGAUACAUUUGGCGAUGGUCAUUAUGUUGAGCAACAGGAGGAUCAUAGUUUGACAUAACAGGUAUAGGAGCUUCUUUUGCAUUACACACGGGGGAAAUGAGUGAGAAUCUUGAAGAGUACAAUAAUCUUAUUGCCUACGUCGCUAGUCGUUAAAUGAGGGGACUGAAUGAAACGGGUUUGCUGUGUGGGCGUUGUGAACCGUCAAGUUUGAAAAUUAAAAGCAAUCCUUAGCGGCGGGAGACAAAUUAGUCUUUCUCAAGUUUGAAAAUGGAUCUUCGCAGUCGAAUUUGCGAUAUUUCCAACUUUCUCACCAAUUCUCGUGCCAAUUCCGCCGAUGAACACAAGUUGCUUCAAGAUUGCUUUCAAGCUAUACAGACCGAUUUUAACCAAAUUGUUGCUCAUCACUCAGAUGUUGCAUCUUUUAAUGAUCAAGACCUAGAUGCAUACAUAGAUCGUUUGAGAGAUGAGAUGAGGAAGACGGAGGCUGAAACUGCUUCCCUAUCUGAUGAAAUUGAUAGUCUUAGAAAAUUGUAUGUUGAAGGUUCUUGUCAUUUGGAAGCUAAUCUUGAGUCAUUGCGCAAUGUUGUGGAGAAGGCUGAAUUGGAGGGACUAGGGCAAGCAGAAACAGGUGAUGUUUUUAACUCUAGGCAAGAAGUGAAGCCAUAUCAUGAUGACUACUUUGAGGUCUUAAAGCUGAAAUACCAAAUUGAGAAGAAUGAUAGGACAUUAAAGUCUUUUCAAAAUCUAGACCUCAACUUGAAGAGGAUUGAGGCUUUAGAAAACAUUGAAGAAGCAGUAACUGGUUUGAAGGUGAUUGACUUUGAAGGAAAUAUUAUUAGGGUGUCAUUGAGAACAUAUAUUCCAGUUGUUGAAGGUGUCAUGUGCCAACUGAGUGUUGAAGAUGAUAAUAUCAAGCUGUCUGAAGUUAACCAUGAGUUGUUAAUGGAGCUCAUAGAUGGAACCAUGGAGCUUAAGAAUGUUGAGAUUUUUCCUAAUGACGUAUUCAUAACAAAAAUUGUUGAAGCUGCAAAGAUCUUCAGCAAGCUAUUUUCAGUGUUGUUGCUACCUCAGACAAGAACCUCCUUGGGAUGGUUUUUGCAGAAAGUCCAAGAUAGAAUUGUCAUGUGCACAGUAAGACAUGUUAUGGUGAAAAUUGCUAAUAAAUCAAGGUAUUCAUUUGAGUAUUUUGAUAAGGAUGAGUUAAUCAUAGGUCACAUUGGUGGGCUAGAGGCCAUUAUAAAGCCUUCUGAUAAUUGGCCAUUAUCCGUUUCUGCAUUGAAGCUAGUCUCUUUCCGGAGUUGUGAUGAAAAUGCUAAUGAAAUUUCUUCAUGUUUGCUUUCCAAAGUUGAGGAGGCAAAUUCUUUCGACCUUAAUACACGGAAAAGCAUAACAAAUUUUGUAGGAGGCAUUAUUGAGAUACUUCCUGAACGAAUUCGUGAAGAACUCCAUAUCUAAUACUUGCCUCAAAUUUGUGUAGUUUCUUCCUUUUUUAACCUCCAUACUCUGUUUUGAAGGUGCAGCUUGUUUAAAAUGUCCUUUAUACACUUUUGCUCCUUUCAAAGGCCCUUAUGAUUAGAUAGUCGGCCAACACUAUCGUUUGUGUUUUAGUACUUAUGUACUAUUUUGUUUUGAGAUACAUUGUUCGUACAUAAUGUGAUAACUAACCCUUGAUUUGUAGA
Amaranthus tricolor (Joseph's coat) is the source of this 2386-nucleotide messenger RNA. RefSeq lists its product as uncharacterized. Bases 975 to 2162 code for a protein of 395 amino acids. Lineage: Eukaryota; Viridiplantae; Streptophyta; Magnoliopsida; Caryophyllales; Amaranthaceae. The transcript has 13 exons. The record is from RefSeq and is a predicted model, not a curated record.